GUCUUUACCACCUGACGAAACAUGGUGAAAUGAAAGUAAAAUCCGACGUGUCUGUUGAUAGCUAAUAUUAGGACUCGGGAACGCUCCUUUUACUCACACCACAACACCCAAGGAACGUCAAGGCUUCCAAACAGAAACUGUUAUUUAGAUAUUAUGAUGCGUAAUAGACUAUGGGGAUCCAAUCUCGGCCUGCUCCUACUGGCCUGUCAGGUUUUCCAGCUGGGAAUCGACAACAUCCCACAUGUCACUCUUGCAACGCUGGGUCUGAAUGUCUAUUUGUUCCUGUUUCCUGCCAAACCCCUCCUACAGACGUGUUUGAGUGUUCGAGAGGCGUACUGGUACAGAGAUUGGAGUCGUCUACUGCUGUCACCGUUUCACCAUGUUGACGACAUGCACUUAUACUUCAACAUGGCCUCUCUCCUUUGGAAGGGCAUCAAGCUGGAGAGGAAGCUGGGGGGCGCCUGGUUUGCGUAUCUGCUGUCUGUCUUCUCUCUGCUCACCGGAUUGGUCUACCUGCUCCUGGAGACAGGACUGACACACAUGACAGAAGACUCGUCAUAUAGUUUACAGUGUGCAGUGGGCUUCUCGGGUGUUCUGUUUGGGCUGAAGGUGGUGAAUAAUCAUUAUCAUCCAGGAGGGGCCACGUACUUCAUGGAGCUGCACAUUGCUAAUCGCUAUGCCUGCUGGGUAGAGUUGGUCCUCAUCCAUUUCAUGAACCCUGGGACGUCAUUUGUUGGACACCUGGCUGGGAUUCUGGUCGGUCUGCUCUACACGACUGGACCACUAAAGAGACUCAUGAAAACCUGUGCAGGCUUUGUGACAUCUAAUGGGCAUUAUGGAGGGCAACAAACAUACUAUAACUCAUCAGGAUACAGUGGAUAUGGCAUGCCAUAUCCUCCAAACCCCCAUUAUGGACAGCAGUCAUUUUUUCGCAGGCAGUAUGGCGCCCCCUACAGGGAGCCAUAUGACACAGCAAUGCCCUCUGCACCAUCCCAGCAUCCCUAUACAGCAGGACUGUCAGAAGAGGAACAGUAUGCAGCAGCUGUCAGAGCCAGCCUGAACGACAGAGGUAGUCAUACUCAUGGCACAUAUACCCAGUCUAACCCAACUCCUGAAGAGAUCCGCUGGCGACGACUUCAGAGAUUUAACAGCUGAACAAUUGGAGAAUGUGGCACAUAAUGAUAAUACUAAUAGAUUGGUCACAUCAAAGAGAGCACUAAACAACCGAUUCAAGCUAGCGGAGAGGAUUCUUCCACUGCUGACUGAUUGUGUCAUUGAAUAGCUUUUAUGAUGUCUUCAAUGGGAGGUUUCAAAGGCUGUUGGCUGUAUUUCUAAUUGCACAUGUUUGUAAGUAUGCACAUUUGUUUUUGCUGUAAAUGCUAAUCUCUUUACUUUAAUGUUAAAAAUUGAACAUUAAUGAAUUGAAUAUCCAUGACACAUGGUUGUGGAUGUGCUUUUCUGCAGUGUGUUGAAUGUACAGUAAGAUGAUUUUGUCAGCAUGCCAGUAAGUCUUACUAAGUGUAUGUAAAAUCUCUCAAGCUUAUAGCACUUGAUUAUUUCCAAACAACAUUUCUUCCUAAGUAACUUAUACUUUGUUUCUUAAAGGGGUCAUAUGAUGCGAUUUCAAGUUUUCCUU
Messenger RNA from Sinocyclocheilus anshuiensis, 1636 nucleotides. RefSeq names its product rhomboid-related protein 4-like. Gene Ontology annotation, cellular component: membrane. NCBI's taxonomy places the organism in Eukaryota, Metazoa, Chordata, Actinopteri, Cypriniformes, Cyprinidae. Bases 154 to 1155 code for a protein of 333 amino acids. The record is from RefSeq and is a predicted model, not a curated record. The transcript has 8 exons. Gene Ontology annotation, molecular function: serine-type endopeptidase activity.